UCCUAGUUCCUGCAACAUUUCCCAAUUCUUUUUCCUUCUUCAAGUUUGCCAUGGCUUCAGCUAUAUCUGAAACAAUAACCACCAACGGACCAUCCGAAAAUAACAACCUUACGAUCACCGGAAAGAUACAUACACGAGUCCGCCUCGCUACGAAAUCUGAUCUGCACCAUAUAUACCAAUUAUUUUACCAAAUCCAUGCAUACCAUAAUUUCACUCAUUUAUACAAAGCCACUGAGUCCUCCGUAGGGGACUUACUUUUCAAAGAAAAUCCUCUUCCGCUGUUCUACGGGCCGUCCGUACUUCUACUCGAAGUCUCCCCAACGCCUUUUACCCAACCCAAAAAUAACAAGGACGAAGGGUUCAAGCCCGUCCUUACAACGUUCAACCUUAAAUUCCCAGUUGUGGAAGGACAAGUUGAGGAGUUUCAGUCCAAAUACGAUGAUGGGAAUGAUAAGCGUGAUGUUUUCAUAGCGGGAUACGCUUUCUUUUAUGCGAAUUAUUCAUGCUUCUAUGAUAAACCGGGGUUCUAUUUCGAGAGCCUUUACUUCAGGGAGAGUUAUCGUAAGUUGGGAAUGGGGAGAUUGUUGUUUGGAACAGUUGCGUCUAUAGCUGCAAACAAUGGGUUCGUAUCAGUGGAGGGAAUAGUAGCGGUUUGGAAUAAGAAGUCGUAUGAUUUUUACAUAGAUAUGGGGGUUGAAAUAUUUGAUGAGUUUAGAUAUGGCAAAUUGCAUGGUGAAAAUCUUCAAAAGUAUGCUGAUAAGCAGAAAAAUGAAGGAGGAAACUGUUAAUUUAUUUAUUUAUUUUAAUUACCUUAAGAUUUCCUUGAUACUGCAAUUAUGAUUUUCUACUUAUUUACUUUCUGUGAAAGCAGAAUGCUUAGUGUGUAUUACUCACAUUUGUGUUUGAAAAUUUAUAUUUUGUCGAUUCAAUUUAAAAGUCAUACCAUGUUCUUUUUU
This is a messenger RNA of Capsicum annuum, 956 nucleotides long. Its product is annotated as tyramine N-feruloyltransferase 4/11-like. The record is from RefSeq and is marked provisional. NCBI's taxonomy places the organism in Eukaryota, Viridiplantae, Streptophyta, Magnoliopsida, Solanales, Solanaceae. Gene Ontology annotation, molecular function: N-acetyltransferase activity.